Messenger RNA from Coffea eugenioides, 1090 nucleotides. Its product is annotated as 60S ribosomal protein L6-like. Lineage: Eukaryota; Viridiplantae; Streptophyta; Magnoliopsida; Gentianales; Rubiaceae. Gene Ontology annotation, molecular function: RNA binding; structural constituent of ribosome. Gene Ontology annotation, biological process: cytoplasmic translation; ribosomal large subunit assembly. The coding region runs from base 85 to 786 and encodes 233 amino acids. The transcript is spliced from 4 exons. The record is from RefSeq and is a predicted model, not a curated record. Gene Ontology annotation, cellular component: ribosome; cytosolic large ribosomal subunit.
UAGGGUUAAGUCUUCUUCGUCUCCGUGCCUGCGUCUCACUUCUCACACACAAACACGCGGAAACACACAGUCACCUAAUCGCCAAUGGCGGCAAAGCAGAAGAAGGUGAGCCGAAACCCUGAUCUGAUCAGGGGCGUCGGAAAAUAUUCCCGUUCCAAAAUGUACCACAAGCGGGGUUUAUGGGCUAUUAAGGCCAAGCACGGCGGCGCUUUCCCCACCCACCCCAAAAAGGCCCCGGAAGAGGUGAAGCCCGCCGUCGAGAAGCCGGCAAAGUUCUAUCCAGCUGAUGACGUGAAGAAGCCACUGGCCAACAAGCGCAAGCCAAAACCCACCAAGCUCAGGGCAAGUAUUACCCCUGGUACAGUGUUGAUAAUAUUGGCUGGAAGGUUUAAGGGCAAGAGAGUGGUUUUCUUGAAGCAACUUACCUCGGGAUUGCUGCUUGUCACUGGACCAUUUAAGAUUAAUGGUGUUCCUUUGAGGAGGGUCAAUCAGUCUUAUGUUAUUGCAACUUCAACAAAGGUUGACAUCUCCGGGGUUAGCUUGGACAAGUUUGACGAUAAGUACUUUGCAAAGCAAGUGGAGAAGAAGAAGAAGAAAGGGGAGGGCGAGUUCUUUGAGGCAGAGAAAGAGGUGAAGAAUGUGCUCCCACAGGAUAAGAAAGACGACCAGAAAGCUCUUGAUGCACAAUUGAUCAAAGCUAUUGAGGGAGUUCCAGAUUUGAAGUCUUAUUUGGGUGCAAGGUUUUCACUCAAGUCAGGAGACAAACCCCAUGAGCUUGUUUUUUAGAGAACGCAUUUCCAAAAUUAGAGCGAGUUUAUUAUUUUUCUCUACUUCCGAUUUUGUUUCUGUAUGGGCUAGACUUUUUGGUGGAUGUACCCUUAUGUUGGCUGCAGGCAAAUUUUGUCUUUUCUGAUAUUGAACAGCACAGAUUUAUAGUAGGUUAUGUGGUCUUACCAUUUGAUACUUCUUCAUAUGAAAUCCUUUGUGUUUAUCUUGGCGUUGAGAAAAUGGUUGGAUGGAAUUGUUGAGGUGUAAGCCUGUCCAACAUCUUUGUUGUAAGCUUAAUCUGUCCAUGUUUUCCCAGGUAAAA